AAGAUAGUAGGACUCGAUAGCCGUGGGACCAUUUUUUCUCCAAUUCGCGCUCGCUCGCUCUUUUUUGGCAUAGUUGUUAUGGCAAACCCCGAGUUGCUCGAGCCGCUCUCCCCGCUGAAAGUGGGGCGCCCCCCAGCAGUUAAAGCUGGAGGUAUGAGAGUUGCCAAGAAGCUAGAAAAUGCACCGGUUGAAAGAAGUUCCAAAACCCCUGGGAAAGAGAAAACAAGCUCUGUUAAUAUUGUAAAGACGCAAAGCAUGAGCAUCUUGCUAGCAGAUACGCUAGAGAAACUUGGGCAUCAGUUUCCAGCAGCAGCCUCACAAGCAGCACAUCAAAAGCCACAGCCCACUCUGGAGAAGAUAAUACUGCCCAAAAGAAUGUGCAUUAUUCAGCAGCCUCGGAAAUGUUAAAAGAUGUAGAGUAAAAUAUUCAUAUAUUUGACAGACUUGCUCUUAACAAAACAGCACUUAGCUAAGCAAGCAGUAAAUGGAUCAAAUAGCUCUGGCAGUUUCUACUUUAUAUGUUUCUUGCAAUAAAAACUUGUAUAUUCAA
Messenger RNA from Elgaria multicarinata webbii, 550 nucleotides. RefSeq names its product death associated protein like 1 (gene DAPL1). Gene Ontology annotation, molecular function: death domain binding. Gene Ontology annotation, biological process: cellular response to amino acid starvation; negative regulation of autophagy; apoptotic signaling pathway. The record is from RefSeq and is a predicted model, not a curated record. Bases 79 to 408 code for a protein of 109 amino acids. The transcript is spliced from 4 exons. NCBI's taxonomy places the organism in Eukaryota, Metazoa, Chordata, Lepidosauria, Squamata, Anguidae.